CCUGGCUAAUAACUAGACUGUAACCAGGGUUCUGCUACAUGACAUUACUGGUCCUUCCACUCCUAGGCCUGCAAACAAUAUCAAAUGUCAGUCCGGAGAUCCACACGUAUAUAAAUAUGUGCUCAAUGAUCUGUGAACGCAUUUUCCCAGCAGGAACGUCCAACUAGGCACCACCCAUCCCUGGAGGACGCUGCGCCUGCGCGCUGACUUGAGAAAGGCUUGUGUCUCUCCAGUCUGAUGACGUCAUUGCUUCAGCGAGGCGCGCGGCAUGCUGGGGAAUGUAGUUCUUGCCACUGUUAUUUCCGGGAUUUGCGGUGGGGAAAUAGCCUGAAGCUGGUCUGGGAGUUUUGGGGCGGCCCCAGGGCCCCUGAAGCGGGGAGAUGGGGAAUUGCUUGUCCUCCCAGGCUGCGGAUGAUCUGUCUCUGCUCAACGACUCGGAUGGUGCCAGUCUGCCCGGGGAGCCCCCUCCGCCUUAUCAGGAGAGAGAGCCGGUCCCUGUUUAUCACCCGACCCCCAGUCAGACCCGCUUGGCCACUCAGUUGACAGAGGAAGAGCAGGUGUGGAUUGCGCAGAGGAUUGGCCUCAUCCACCAUCUCCCCAAGGGCAGAUACGACCCGGGCUCUGGACCCUCAGAGAAGAAGCUCAAAGAGUGUGUGAUCUGCAUGCUGGACUUUGUCAGCGGAGAUCCGGUGCGGUUCUUACCCUGCAUGCAUAUUUACCAUGUGGAAUGUAUAGACGACUGGCUGAUGAGAUCCUUUACUUGCCCAUCGUGCAUGGAACCAGUGGAUGCGGCUUUGCUUUCUUCCUAUGAGACUAACUAAGGGCUCGGGUGGAGCUGCGCGGGGUCUGACUGACUCCACAGAGACUGAGCUGAUGUAACAACAAGGGGGUUAUUUACUAAACUCCGAAUGCCAAAAACCUGAAAAAUUUGUGUUUUUUUAGUAGAAAAUCCGAAUUUUUCAGGAUUUAUUAAACCCCGAGGAUGGAAAAAGUCUAAAUCAAA
This is a messenger RNA of Xenopus laevis (African clawed frog), 1003 nucleotides long. It is a transcript of the gene rnf11.2.L, whose product is annotated as RING finger protein 11. NCBI's taxonomy places the organism in Eukaryota, Metazoa, Chordata, Amphibia, Anura, Pipidae. The transcript has 3 exons. Bases 381 to 821 code for a protein of 146 amino acids. The record is from RefSeq and is a predicted model, not a curated record.